AUGAUCAGGCUCUGGGACCAGCGUGCCCGCCCCUGGCGGCUUGUCCUCCGCUACCUGGCCGCCGCGUGCCUCGUCGCCUUGUGCAUUGCCUGUUUCGUGCUCCGACAGCACCACGCCCAGACAUGGCGCGCCCCCGCCUUGCGCGGCUCCAAGCAUCCCAUCCAGAGGCUCAUGGCCGAGGCAAAGGCCCGCUGCGACCGUCUCAUGUCGCGGCGCAGCCACGACGUCAAGGCGGCCGCCUCGCGAUAUCGCCAACGCCGAGGGCGCCACCCGCCCCCGGGCUUCGACCGCUGGUUCCAGGCUGCGCGCGACGCCGAUGCCGUCGUCGUCGAGGACUUCUUCGACCGCAUCUACAAGGAUUUGACGCCCUUUUGGGCUCUUGAUCCAGACACCACCCGCACCCGGGCCCAGGCCUGGCAUUUCGUCGUCAGGGUGCGCAACGGCAAGGCCCACGGCGUGGGAGAUGUCCAAGGCCACGUGCCCUGGCUGCAGCUGUGGACGGGUCUCGUCGAUGAGUUUGCCCAACACCUGCCCGACGUCGACAUGCCCAUCAACAUGCUCGACGAGCCGCGCAUCCUGGUCCCCUUCGACGACAUGGCCAAGCUGGUCAAGCGGGCGAACCAGCAGAGAUCCAUGGCCGAGGUGGCAGAGGUGACGGGCGAGUUCAGGGGACUCGGAGACGUCGACGACCGCAAGCCCGAAGCCUACGAGCCGCAGUGGCACGGGCCCAGCAGCUCGUACUGGGAUCUGGCUGUCAAGACGUGCGGUGUCCACACGCCCGCGUACGCCGUCGCGCAGAUCGACGACUUCUCCUCGCCUGCCGAGAUGCCUGGUGACUGGACGCCCGGCUACGCUUUCGACGGCUUUGUGCGAAAUUGGACGGCCGCCAUGGACCCCUGCCUGCAGCCACAUCUCCGCCAGCUGCACGGCACCUUUAUCGAGCCCAUUAGCCUGUCGUCGACCGAGGAGCUUGUUCCCUUGUUUGGAGGAUCCAAGCUUCCCAUGAACAACGAGAUCCUCAUCCCGGGAGCCAUGUACUUGACCGACGACGCCUUCUACUCAGGCGGGGACUCUCACGGGCCCCCGUGGCAUCGCAAAAAGGACGGGCUGAUUUGGCGGGGCGACGCCUCUGGUGGCCGGGCCAGGGAGCACAGCUGGCAUCACUUUCAGCGGCACCGCCUCGUCGACAUGCUCAACGGCACCACCGUCUCCCGAGUCGAGGCCUCGGGCGUCCGCGCGUCGGCCUUUGCGUUGCCUUCGCAGGUCGUGCACCACAGCCGGCGCCAGAAGCCCGGCGAGCUCGGCGCCUGGCUCAAGGACUUUGCAGACGCCGCCUUUGUUCACCUCUGCCCCCCCGGCGAGUGUGACUUUCUCGCGUCCCGCUUCCGCAUCGCGGAGCAGAUGCCCAUGCAGGCCCAGUACGAAUACAAAUUCCUCCCCGACGCCGACGGCAACUCCUUCAGCGCCCGCUUCCGCGGCUUCCUCCGCUCCACCAGCCUGCCCCUCAAGGCCACCAUAUACGCCGAGUGGCACGACGACCGCCUCGUCCCCUGGGCGCACUUUGUGCCCCUCGACAACACCUUCCGCGACCUCUACCCCGUGCUCGACUUCUUUGCCGACGGCGACGGCCGGCCCGGCGACGCCGCGGCGGCGUCCAUUGCCCAGACCGGUCGCCAGUGGGCCGAACAGGUGCUCCGCAGAGAGGACAUGCGCCUCUAUGUCUGGCGCCUGCUGCUCGAGUGGGCGAGGGUGUGCGACGACAACAGGCAUCGUCUGGGCUUUGUCGGGGACCUCACUCCUUGA
Molecule: messenger RNA, 1803 nt
Organism: Hirsutella rhossiliensis
Lineage: Eukaryota; Fungi; Ascomycota; Sordariomycetes; Hypocreales; Ophiocordycipitaceae
Product: glycosyl transferase family 90 domain-containing protein
Exons: 1
Coding region: 1-1803 (600 amino acids)
Source: RefSeq, a predicted model, not a curated record